Leptonychotes weddellii (Weddell seal) is the source of this 870-nucleotide messenger RNA. It is a transcript of the gene PRDX5, whose product is annotated as peroxiredoxin 5. Gene Ontology annotation, biological process: hydrogen peroxide catabolic process; cellular response to oxidative stress; cell redox homeostasis. Lineage: Eukaryota; Metazoa; Chordata; Mammalia; Carnivora; Phocidae. Gene Ontology annotation, cellular component: cytoplasm; mitochondrion; peroxisome. The record is from RefSeq and is a predicted model, not a curated record. Gene Ontology annotation, molecular function: thioredoxin peroxidase activity.
CGGAGGGGACCCGCCUGGGCACAGCCCGCCGGGCACCGCCUCCUGCCGGGGCUCCGUCGCGAGGGCGGAGCGGCAGUGCGCUCUGGUUUGGGCAUGCCGUUCGUUCAGCUACGCGUCCUGAGUGGUGGGGCAGGCUCGGUUCUCGUCCGGGCGGCUGCCGUCGAGUCUGCAGCAUCGGCGCCGUCGAGAGCAGGCGGACGCCGGCGACCAGGCAGAGAGUGGACGCUUGGCGGGGCCCACGGUUUCAGAAGCGCCGCCUCAGCCAUGGCCCCAAUCAAGGUGGGAGAUGCCAUCCCUUCCGUGGUGGUUUUUGAAGGGCAGCCUGGGAACAAAGUGAACCUGGCAGAGCUGUUCAAGGGCAAGAAGGGGGUGCUGUUUGGAGUCCCUGGGGCUUUUACCCCUGGCUGUUCCAAGACCCACCUGCCAGGAUUUGUGCAGCAGGCUGAGGCUCUGAAGGCCAAGGGGGUCCAGGUGGUAGCCUGUCUGUGUGUUAAUGAUGUCUUUGUGACUGAAGAGUGGGGACAAGCUCACAACUCGGGAGGCAAGGUUAGGCUCUUGGCUGACCCCACUGGGGCCUUUGGGAAGGAGACAGAUUUGCUACUAGAUGAUUCAUUGGUGUCCCUGUUUGGAAAUCGUCGGCUCAAGAGGUUCUCCAUGGUGGUAGAGGAUGGCAUAGUGAAAUCCUUGAAUGUGGAGCCAGAUGGUACAGGCCUCACCUGCAGCCUGGCCCCCAACAUCCUCUCACAGCUCUGAGGACCCGGGCCCCUACUCCUUCCACCCUUUCCUGGUUCACCAGUCCAGCCUCAAUGGGGACCACCAAGUGGGAAUUGUGACCAAAUUUCUGCAAUAAACAUUUCUGGUUCACAAUUA